Molecule: messenger RNA, 4326 nt
Organism: Sinocyclocheilus rhinocerous
Lineage: Eukaryota; Metazoa; Chordata; Actinopteri; Cypriniformes; Cyprinidae
Product: scavenger receptor cysteine-rich type 1 protein M130-like
Exons: 23
Coding region: 1-4326 (1441 amino acids)
Biological process (GO): zymogen activation
Cellular component (GO): plasma membrane
Molecular function (GO): serine-type endopeptidase activity
Source: RefSeq, a predicted model, not a curated record
AUGGUGAGGCGCCUCCUCAUAAACACAGAGCAACCUGAGCUCCUUGAAGGCAGUGCACAUGCUGGACAAAUUGAACCAGGGAGUGGACAUGUUGUUCUGCGGCAGCAUGCCUCCAGAGGAAUGGAGGCUCCACCCCCAAAUGAGGAUGAGUGGAUGGAUAUGUGUUUUGUCUUUGUGGAUGUGUUUGUGUACUUGCUGGUGUUGGGCUUUGAAGCUGUAAAUAAACUGGAGAGUUUCCUGUCUCCUGUAAUAGCGAGUGUGAUUGGAGGAGCGGAGAAGCUUCAUAGAGGUCAGUGGGGAACAGUGUGUGGUGAUUUUUGGGAUUUGGUUGAUGCUGCAGUGGUGUGUAGAGAGCUGGACUGUGGAGAACCAGUAGAUGCCCUGGGUGCUGCUCAUUUUGGAUCAGGUUCAGGACCAAUCUGGAUGAGUUAUGUCAUGUGUACUGGAUCAGAGUCCACACUGAAGAACUGUGGGUCAUUAGGAUGGGGUAAAAGUAGAUGUGAUCAUUCUAAAGAUAAUGGAGUCAUCUGCUCAGAAGUCAGGUUGGUUGGAGGUUCUCACUGCUCUGGGAGGUUAGAGAUCCUUCAUGAUCAGACGUGGAUGUCAGUGUGUGCCGCUGCCUUUGACCAGCAGGAUGCAGAAGUUGUGUGUAGAGAGCUGGACUGUGGGGCUCCUGUACAGGUGCUGGGAGCAGCUGCUUUUGGCAAAGGAGACGUUCAGAUGUGGACACAAGAGAUUCAGUGCAUAGGAAAUGAAUCUCAGAUUCACUCCUGCCCAACAUCACUAUCAGUCAAAGGCAGCUGUUUUCAUGAGCACACCAUUGACUUAAUGUGUUCUGAAGUCAGGCUGGUUGGAGGUUCUCGCUCUUCUGGGAGUUUAGAGAUACUUCGCAAUCAGACCCGGGGUUUACAAGAGAUUCAUUGUACAGGAAAUGAAUCUCAGAUUCACCUCUGUCCAAUAUCACCAUCACAUGAAAACAACUGUUCUCAUGUUGGACUAGUGUGUGCAGACAUUAUGAGAGUGAGGUUGGUUGGUGGUAACAGUCGCUGUGCUGGUAGAGUGGAGGUUCUUCACAGAGGUCAUUGGGGAACAGUGUGUGACAUUGGUUGGGAUAUGGCUGAUGCUGCAGUGGUGUGUAGAGAGCUGGACUGUGGAGAACCUGUAGAUGCACUGGGUGAUGCUCAUUUUGGACCAGGAUCAGGACCAAUCUGGACAAAUUGCUCAACAUGUAUUGGAUCAGAGUCUACACUGAAGAACUGUGGGUCAGUAGACUGGGGUAUUUAUGAUUGCGAUCAUACUAAAGAUGCGGGAGUCAUCUGCUCAGGCAUCAGGCUUACUAAAAACUCCAGUUGGUCUGGGAGGUUAGAGAUACUUCAUAAUCAGACGUGGGUGUCAGUGUGUGAUGCUGCCUUUGACCAGCAGGAUGCAGAGGUUGUUUGUAGAGAGCUGGACUGUGGGGCUCCUGUACAGGUGCUGGGAGCAGCUGCUUUUGACAAAGGAGACACUCAGAUGUGGACACAAGAGAUUCAGUGCAGAGGAAAUGAAUCUCAGAUUCACCUCUGUCCAACAUCACCAUCACAUGAAAACAACUGUUCACAUGACAACUACCAGGGGAUGCUAUGUGCUGAUAAAAAAAAUGUGAGGUUAGUUGGUGACAACAGUCGCUGUGCUGGUAGAGUGGAAGUGUUUCAUAGAGGUCAGUGGGGAACAGUGUGUGAUCUUGGCUGGGAUAUGCCUGAUGCUGCAGUGGUGUGUAGAGAGCUGGACUGUGGAGAACCUGUAGAUGCUCUGGGUGCUGCUCAUUUUGGACAAGGAUCAGGACCAAUCUGGAUGAGUCUUGUGUUAUGUACUGGAUCAGAGUCAACGGUGAAGAACUGUGGGUCAUCAGGAUGGAGCAAACACGACUGUACUCACAAUUCUGAUUCUGGAGUCAUCUGUUCGGGUGAUAAACCUUCCAGAUUUGUUAAUGGAUCUCAUCUGUGCGCUGGGAGAUUGAAGAUAAUGGAUGAUCAGACGUGGAUGUCAGUUUGUGAUGCUGCCUUUGACCAGCAGGAUGCAGAGGUUGUGUGUAGAGAGCUGAACUGUGGGGCUCCUGUACAGGUGCUGGGAGCAGCUGCUUUUGACAAAGGAGACGCUCAGAUGUGGACACAAGAGAUUCAGUGCAGAGGAAAUGAAUCUCAGAUUUCAUUUUGUUCAUUAUCAUCAUCACACAAACACAACUGCAGCAGUGACAACAUUGUGGGACUGAUCUGCUCUGGUUACACUGAUCUCAGACUAGAAAACGGUUCAGACUCUUGUUCUGGAAGAGUGGAGCUUCAGUUUCUCAAUGAGUGGGGAACAGUGUGUGAUGCAUGCUGGGAUAUGAGAGCUGCCAGUAUCCUCUGUAAACAGCUGAAUUGUGGGAUUGCUGUGUCUGUUGUGGGAUCAGACUGGUUUGGAGAGGGAAGUGGUGAAAUCUGGGCUGAUGUGUUUGAUUGUGACGGGAAUGAAACAAAACUCUCAGAAUGUUCCAUCUCUUCAUGGAGUCGAGCUGAAUGUUCUCAUAGUCGAGAUGUUGGAGUCGUCUGCUCUAAUUCCUCUCUGGCUCGUCAUGAUGGUCUGGUGCGGUUGUCUGGAGAGAGACAGUGUGAGGGGGAGGUGGAAGUUUUCAUCUAUCAGGUUUGGAGGAGAGUUCUGCUGGACUCCUGGAGUCUCACUGAAUCCUCUGUGGUCUGCAGACAGCUGGGCUGUGGCUCUGUGCUGAACUUCUACGGCUCCUCUUCAUCCAGUCCUGAACACAGUCAUGAGUGUGUGACGGGCUUCCAGUGCUCUGGGAGUGAAGCUCAUCUGGGGAACUGCAGCUCUCCACAAACUCUCAACUGCAGCUCCACACAGCAGCUGUCAAUCACCUGCCUUGGUCGCGGGUCCAUCAGGCUGAUGGGUUCUGGGGGAGGCUGUGCAGGGAGGCUGGAGGUUUUUCACAGCGGCUCAUGGGGGACAGUGUGUGACGACUCCUGGGAUAUUAAAGAUGCUCAUGUGGUGUGCAGACAGCUGCAGUGUGGAGUGGCCCUCAGUAACCAGCAGGUACCAGCCUGGUUUGGUCCUGGUUCUGGACCCAUAUGGCUGGAUGAGGUGGAGUGUGAGGGGAAUGAGACGUCCCUGUGGAGCUGCUCUUCUCCAGGCUGGGGAAAACAUGACUGUCAACACAAGGAGGAUGUAGGAGUCAUGUGCUCAGAGUUUAAGGAGAUCAGGUUAACUGAGGGCUGUGAAGGGAAUGUGGAGGAUUUCUAUAAUGGAUCCUGGGGUAAUGUGUGCUGGAACCAGAUGGACAGAGACACAGCGAGUCUGAUCUGUCAAGAACUGAACUGUGGAAGAUCUGGCAGUGUACCCAAACAUUCAGAGGGACUGAAGUCUCGUAACUGGCUUGAUAAACUUAAAUGUCGACGACAUGACUCCACUUUAUGGCAGUGUCCUUCUUCACCCUGGGGUCAAAACUACUGUAAUAACGAUGAAGUGGCAAAGAUCACCUGCUCAGAGGAGGAAAGUCAUGAGUCUCCGCGGAGUCAUCUGACAUGUGCUACCUCAUCAUCUCCUCACCAGAGACAGUGUACAAAUCAUGUUCCUCUCAGACUGAGUGGAGGGGAGGGCCGGUGCUCUGGGAGGCUGGAGGUGUAUCAUAACGCUGUGUGGGGCUCAGUCUGUGAUGAUCAGUGGGACAUCAGCGAUGCUCAGGUGGUCUGCAGGCAGCUGGGUUGUGGAGCAGCACUGAGGGCUGAUGGGAAUUCAGUCUUUGGUGCUGGUGAAGGUGUUGUGUGGAUGAACAAAGUUGAGUGCAGAGGGAAUGAGAUUCACCUGUGGGACUGUCCUCUCUCCCUGAAAAACCACACUGACUGCUCCCACAAAGAGCACGCUGGACUCACCUGUGCAGAUUUGUCAGAUUUGUCAGUGUCCACUACUCCUGCCUCAACAUCAUCAGCUUCUCCUCCAGUUUCUCCUCCAGUGCGCUCAACAUCAGUCUCUCCUCCACAAACUCCUAUGAUGACUGAGGCCGUUUAUGAGGAGAUUCAGCACAGACCCACUAAUAGACACAGUCUCUUCACUCAAAGGGGAAGUGUUGUAUCUGGGUAUGAAGAUGCUGAUGAGCUUCUUUCAGAUGACUUACCAGAAAACUAUGAUGAUGUCGUUAUUGUACCGCAGUUCUGCAAUGAUAAAGCAGUAGCCACAUUUAUAUCAGAAGGUGUUCAGGAGGAGUAUGAUGAUGUGAAGAAUGUCAGGGAAUAUAUGAGUGACAUGUUUGACUAUGAUGAUGUGGAGGAGGAUCCAGUAAAACGGGGAUGGACUGAAUAA